This is a messenger RNA of Pipistrellus kuhlii (Kuhl's pipistrelle), 4036 nucleotides long. It is a transcript of the gene ACOX1, whose product is annotated as acyl-CoA oxidase 1. NCBI's taxonomy places the organism in Eukaryota, Metazoa, Chordata, Mammalia, Chiroptera, Vespertilionidae. Bases 277 to 2274 code for a protein of 665 amino acids. The transcript has 14 exons. Gene Ontology annotation, cellular component: peroxisome. Gene Ontology annotation, molecular function: fatty acid binding; FAD binding. Gene Ontology annotation, biological process: lipid homeostasis; very long-chain fatty acid metabolic process; fatty acid beta-oxidation using acyl-CoA oxidase. The record is from RefSeq and is a predicted model, not a curated record.
CUUCCCCGGGUCUGGGGGGGUCGGGUCAGGGGGUCCCCGGGCCGAGAGGUGGGGAUUCGCCUUCCCGGGGGCCGGCCUGAGUGAAGGAGCCCCUCCGGCGCCGCCGCCGCCUCGGCUAAGGCCGCUCGCACGCCCGGCAGCCGCGGGAAGCGGAGGGGCGGGCCGGGGCGGGCCGGGGGCGGGGCCUUGCGCGGUCCCGGGGCAGCUCCUGGGCACGGCCCGCGCCGGACAGUCUGACAACCUUAGUCGACGCCGCCUCGGCCUCCGCUGCUUCCGAUGGCUGUCACCAUGAACCAGGACCUGCGCCGGGAGCGGGCCUCCGCCAGCUUCAACCCCGAGCUGCUCACGCACAUCCUGGACGGCAGCCCGGAGAACACCCGGCGACGCCGAGAGAUCGAGAACCUGAUUCUCAACGACCCAGACUUCAAGCACGAGGACUUGAACUUCCUCACGCGCAGCCAGCGCUACGAGGUGGCUGUGAGGAAGAGUGCCACCUUGGUGAAGAAGAUCAGGGAGUUUGGCAUCUCAGACCCUGAUGAAAUCAUGUGGUUUAAAAAACUACAUAUGGUCAAUUUUGUGGAACCCGUGGGCCUCAAUUUCUCCAUGUUUGUCCCCACCUUGCUGAAUCAGGGCACCGCUGCUCAGAAAGAGAAAUGGCUGCUUUCCGCCAAAGGACUCCAGAUAAUUGGCACCUACGCCCAGACGGAGCUGGGCCACGGGACUCACCUGCGCGGCCUGGAGACCACAGCCACAUACGACCCGGAGACCCAGGAGUUCAUUCUCAAUAGUCCGACGGUGACCUCCAUCAAGUGGUGGCCUGGGGGACUUGGAAAGACUUCAAAUCAUGCGAUAGUGCUAGCCCAGCUCUACACCCAGGGGAAAUGCUAUGGGUUACAUGCCUUCAUCGUGCCUCUUCGUGAGAUUGGAACCCACAAGCCUCUGCCAGGCAUCACGGUUGGCGACAUUGGCCCCAAGUUUGGCUAUGAUGAGAUGGAUAAUGGUUACCUGAAGAUGGACCAUUUUCGGAUCCCCAGAGAAAACAUGCUGAUGAAGUAUGCCCAGGUGAAGCCUGAUGGCACCUACGUGAAGCCUGUGAGCAACAAGCUGACCUACGGCACCAUGGUGUUCAUCAGGUCCUUCCUUGUGGGCGAAGCCGCCCGGAGCCUGGCCAAGGCCUGCACCAUCGCCAUCCGAUACAGCGCCGUGAGGCACCAGUCCGAGAUCAAGCCGGGUGAACCGGAACCACAGAUUUUGGAUUUUCAAACCCAGCAAUAUAAACUCUUCCCGCUGCUGGCCACUGCCUAUGCCUUCCAUUUUGUCGGCGCCUACAUGAAGGAGACCUACCACCGCAUUAACGAGGACAUCGGCCACGGGGACCUGAGCGAGCUGCCCGAGCUCCAUGCCCUCACCGCCGGGCUGAAGGCUUUCACCUCCUGGACGACCAACGCGGCCAUCGAAGCCUGCCGGAUGGCCUGUGGUGGGCACGGCUACUCUCACUGCAGCGGCCUCCCCAAUAUCUACGUCACCUUCACCCCGACCUGCACCUUCGAGGGCGAGAACACCGUCAUGAUGCUGCAGACCGCCCGGUUUCUGAUGAAGAGCUACGACCAGGUGCACGCGGGGAAGCUGGUGUGCGGCAUGGUGUCCUACCUGAACGACCUGCCCAGCCAGCGCAUCCAGCCGCAGCAGGUGGCCGUGUGGCCCACCGUGGUGGACAUCGACAGCCCCCACAGCCUCACCGAGGCCUACCGGCUCCGGGCGGCCAGAUUGGUAGAAAUCGCUGCCAAAAACCUUCAGACGGAAGUGAGUCACCGGAAAAGCAAAGAGGUCGCGUGGAACCUGACUUCCGUGGACCUCGUGCGAGCAAGUGAGGCGCACUGCCACUACGUGACGGUAAAGCUCUUCUCAGAGCAGCUCCUGAAAAUCCAGGACAAGCCCAUCCAGGCCGUGCUGCGGAACCUGUGCCUCCUGUACGCGCUGUACGGGAUCAGCCAGAAGGCGGGGGACUUCCUCCAGGAGAACAUCCUGACGGACACCCAGGUCACCCAGGUGCACCAACGCAUCAAGGAGCUGCUGACCGUGAUCCGCCCGGACGCUGUCACGCUGGUCGAUGCGUUUGAUUUCCAGGACGUGUCGCUGGGCUCCGUGCUGGGCCGCUACGACGGCAACGUGUACGAGAACCUGUUCGAGUGGGCGAAGACCUCCCCGCUCAACAAAGCCGAGGUCCAUGAGUCUUUCUACAAGCACCUGAAGCCACUGCAGUCCAAGCUCUGAAGGUCACGGCCUCAGUCCGCCUCGCCCCCUGCACCUGUCACACAACCUGCACGAAUCUCGAUCCAUCCAGAGAGCUUCGGAGCACACGAUAAAUUGACCUUUUCCUCUGUAUCAACGAAGAAAACAAUGAACAGCUUUCAGAGAUUAAAUGAAAAAUCAAAUGUUUCAAGUGCAAUUAACACUAAGAAAGACCUGCUAAGCAUUCAGAAAGAGCUUUAAGAAAUGCAGUAUGAUUUCCCCUCGUAACGCUGCUGAUCCCAGGCCGUAACUUUGGAUAAUUCAUAGAGUUUAACUACCGAGUAGUUAAUUUUUCACUUCUUAAUUGCUAAUCACUGGAUAAGUGUGUUUUUAAGCAAAGGUGUUUUUAAAGUGGGGGUAGAACCCUUCUGAGCUUUCCUGCUGAGUGCCCUACCCCUCCCACCAUGGGCCCUGGCUUAAAAGCAGAACGAAGAACACAGAUUGGGAGAAAUAAACUAAUCAGGAAAUUUGGUGUGAGUCCGUGCUUGACACAUUACCUGCCUGCUUGCCCUUGAUCGCUGGCGUUUCUCUGAUCGUUCAUAGUAGCAUGAUCCAACACAAGGGUUUCUUCAGCUGAGGCGCCCUGCGAGGUCAUGGUCUGUGAGCUGGGAAUUCUUGAGUUCACAGGACCCUAAGCUGUCACAGCAUCGUGGGAAGAGGCAGGUAGCAAAGUUCUCUCUCACGGGACCCUUGGCAGCUGAUGGGACUUCAGUCAGUGGUAUUUGAUCUCCCGCCCUCCUCCUCAACCUACUGGAGGAGGGGAAAAAGGAGAAAGGUGGAGGGAGUAGAGGGUUACGCUUACCGUGACUUCGGUGACCAUACUAACUGGAAAGCCUGGAACAAUCCAGAUUGCAUACGUGCCGUCAUUUUGGCUAAACAGUUAACAUGCUUGGAGGUCCCAGCACCUGGCAGGCAGAAGUAAAAGCAUCACUCAGGUUACAGCCUCUCACGCCCGGAGUAGCAUAGAAAACCCUUCCCAAACCAUGUGUUCUGACUUGAAUCAGAAAAUAUAGUCAUUGAAACGAAGGCUGAAGGAUAAAUGGAAAUUGCCUAGAAUCUUUCUUCCUGUACUUCUGGUUUUAUUUUCAGUGUUUCUAGGCGUUUUAUCUGAACUAAGUUGUCCUUUCAACUGAAACCUAAUUCACACAAUCAUUCUAUAUGUAAAGUAAACAUGUAUCUCAUUGAGUUUUAUUCUUAAAAUCAAUGUAAAACAAUACAUCACUUGAUUUAAAAAUUUUUUUAACCUGUUAACUGUGUCUGUGAAACUAGUUGUUUCUGCCUCAGGAAACUGAUUGUCCUUGAGGAAGUGCUGUAGUUCAUGGGAAUUAUUCCUCUCUGGGGACCUGACAUAAAAUCUGUCCCAGGAACAGGAGAAUUUUAGGCCCAGCAGGAAUUCUUGUCUGUUGACACCAGCCUUACUCUCUCCAGGAGAAUGAAUAAGUGUGCUAAGAUGGAAAUAAAAAAGCACUAUGCUCAUCUCAUUUGAGUAUUUCUUGACAGUAGUUCAGAUUCUGAGAAAUAAUAUUUACAUUACCGGAUAUUGACCUGUUCAAUACAGAAUUGUUUCACAAUCAGUGCUUAAGCACCUUACCCACAGGUGAACGUCUGUAAUCAGGAUCUGUGUUUGAAAUACAUGCACCUAAUAAACUAAAUCUGACCUUUGAUACUAUUUUUAUUAAUAUUGGAAUGUUUUGUCUUGAACUUGACUCACUGUAAUCAAAGAAUAAAGAUGUAGUAAAACCUC